Messenger RNA from Astyanax mexicanus (Mexican tetra), 2628 nucleotides. RefSeq names its product keratin, type II cytoskeletal 8. Gene Ontology annotation, cellular component: keratin filament. The transcript has 9 exons. Bases 145 to 1665 code for a protein of 506 amino acids. NCBI's taxonomy places the organism in Eukaryota, Metazoa, Chordata, Actinopteri, Characiformes, Acestrorhamphidae. Gene Ontology annotation, biological process: intermediate filament organization; keratinization. The record is from RefSeq and is a predicted model, not a curated record. Gene Ontology annotation, molecular function: structural constituent of skin epidermis.
GCCAGCACUGGAGAAGCACACAGAGGGACUUUGACUCUCCUUUGUGAGUGACCUCCUCCGCCUCCUCCUCCACUCUGCUCCACUCUCUUGCUCUUGCUUCUUCUUCUUCUUGUCUGAAGACCAGAAAAAAAAACAACAGAAACCAUGUCCGUCAGAAACGUAAGCUACAGCAUUGGUGGCAGCAGUGGUUCCGUCAGGAAGAGCUACUCCAGCCACUCUGCCUAUGGCGCUCCAGGAGGCUCCAGCCGGAUCAGCAGUGUCCGUCGCUCUGGUGUAGGCGCUGGCCCUGGCUUCAGUGGCGGUGCCACCUACAGCUUCAGCAGCAGCAGCAUCGGUGGAGGGUAUGGAGGAGGCCUUGGGUCAAGCAUUGGUGGAGGCAUUGGCGGAGGCUUUGGUGGAGGCAUUGGCGGAGGCUAUGGUGGAGGCUUCGUCCCUGCACCCAUCACAGCUGUGACAGUCAACCAGAGCCUCCUGGCUCCCCUCAACCUGGAGAUCGACCCCACCAUCCAGGCUGUGCGCACACAAGAGAAAGAGCAGAUCAAGACCCUCAACAACCGCUUCGCCUCCUUCAUUGAUAAGGUGCGUUUCCUGGAGCAGCAGAACAAAAUGCUGGAGACCAAGUGGAGUCUCCUGCAGGAGCAGACCACCACCCGCUCCAACAUUGACGCCAUGUUCGAGGCCUACAUUGCUAACCUGCGCAGACAGCUGGACGGACUGGGCAAUGAGAAGAUGAAGCUGGAGGGAGAGCUGAAGAACAUGCAGGGUCUGGUUGAGGACUUCAAGAGGAAGUAUGAGGAUGAAAUCAACAAACGUGCUGCUGCAGAAAACGAAUUUGUCCUGCUGAAGAAGGAUGUUGACGCUGCCUACAUGAACAAGAUUGAGCUUGAGGCUAAGGUUGAUGCCCUUCAGGAUGAGAUCAACUUCCUCAGGGCAGUCUAUGAGGCUGAGCUGCGUGAGCUGCAGUCCCAGAUCAAGGACACAUCAGUUAUUGUGGAGAUGGACAACAGCAGGAACCUGGACAUGGACUCCAUUGUGGCUGAAGUGCGUGCUCAGUAUGAGGACAUCGCCAACCGCAGCCGUGCUGAGGCCGAGACCUGGUACAAACAGAAGUUCGAGGAGAUGCAGACCUCAGCUGGUCAGUACGGUGACGACCUGCGCUCAACCAAGGCUGAGAUUGCUGAGCUGAACAGAAUGAUUGCCCGCCUUCAGAACGAGAUUGAAUCAGUCAAGGGACAGCGUGCUAACCUUGAGGCCCAGAUCGCUGAGGCAGAGGAGCGUGGUGAGCUGGCAGUGAAGGAUGCUAAACUCCGCAUUAAGGACUUGGAAGAUGCUCUCCAGAGGGCUAAGCAAGACAUGGCCCGCCAGGUGCGUGAGUACCAGGAGCUCAUGAACGUCAAGCUGGCCCUGGACAUUGAGAUCGCCACCUACAGGAAACUGCUGGAAGGAGAAGAGAACAGAAUCUCUGCUGGAGGAUCCUCUGCAACCAUCCACGUGCAGCAGACCUCUGGAGGUGGUGGUUUCUCCUCUGCCAGCUCUGGAUUUGGCUAUGGUGGUGGAAUCGGAGGUGGAAUCGGUGGUGGAAUCGGAGGUGGAAUGGGCUAUGGUGGAGGCUCAACCAUCACCAAAUCCUCCGUAACAUCUGUCAACCGUUCCAGACACUUCUAAGCAGAUGCAUCCUGAUUCCCUCACCUACCAAGCUGCACCUACACCUACAUGACCCUUUCAACUUAGACCAACUCUACGGUGCUAUUAGUACUAACUAGCAGCCCCUUUUAGAAGUAUGCAACCAGGAGAGGCUCUACUGUCUCUGACUACAGGCUUGUGUUUGAUUGUCCUAGUUUAAAUGAACAUGAGGAGCUUUAUUGGUUUGAUAUCAAUUGUCUGUAAUGUGUGUCUCCUCCUUAGCCAACCAGGAAGCAAAGCUAUAUGUACUGUAUGCAGGUCCAGCAGAUUCCUCCCUCUCACUUUUCAUUCAACUGAAAGCUUAACAUUUAAACCAGGAAGAAUGUAAAAGGGAAAUGUUCGGUCCCAACUUCUGACUUUAUUUUCUGCACUGACAUGUUUGGGGAAAGGAAGACUAGAUGGAGAUUAAAGUUGACAAGACAGAGUAUCUACAUUUAAACCACUGAAGGAAAACAUGUUUCAUUAUUAUGUCCAGAAGCAGUGCCAUACUAACACUAGAUUAGGAGUUUUCAGUACAGGAUCCAAUAGGCUCGUCUCAGUAGAAGUUAUUUUGCUAUCCCACAUCUGCUCUCAGCAAGACGUAACUGUAACAAAGACUGGUCAGCAUGGGCCAGUGACCUUACACUGUGAGCAGAUCUGUUAUGGCAAAAAAGCUGCUACAUGUUGGGCUUGUGAAGGUGGUCCUCUCUAGACUGGUUACAGUGGCACCUUCUGAUUUGGCAGCUGCAAUUUCCAUUACCUUUGUUCUCCAUCCCUCCCCUGUGCUCACAUACACCAGAGCAGAAUUAAGGGUAUCGCUCCCUUUCUCUCAGGCUGUGCCAUACUUGACUUUCUACUUCAUGAAAAAAAAGAGAAAACUGAUUUUAUGCGAGGACCGGAUUUAUUGAUGUCAAUUGACUUUGUAACAACCUAAAACCUGAACAAAAUAAAUCUGAGAUCUAUAAA